Messenger RNA from Nicotiana attenuata, 1921 nucleotides. Its product is annotated as dihydroceramide fatty acyl 2-hydroxylase FAH1-like. Gene Ontology annotation, biological process: lipid biosynthetic process; fatty acid metabolic process. The record is from RefSeq and is a predicted model, not a curated record. Gene Ontology annotation, cellular component: endoplasmic reticulum; membrane. The transcript is spliced from 7 exons. The coding region runs from base 876 to 1604 and encodes 242 amino acids. Lineage: Eukaryota; Viridiplantae; Streptophyta; Magnoliopsida; Solanales; Solanaceae. Gene Ontology annotation, molecular function: fatty acid 2-hydroxylase activity; iron ion binding.
GCGGGGUUUUGAGAUUUUUGUGUCUUGUGUGUGCGUGUGAAUUAAGUGAUGGGUGAUUUGGCAUUGUGGAUUAAGUUGACAGUUUGUGAGAAAACUGAUUCUUUAAAUGUAAAUUGUGGAUUUUUGUUUGGUUUUCAUUAGUUAGAUCAGAUGCACCUCAGUAAAAUGGGGUAGCUUGGUAGAUUUUUGUUUCAUAAUGUGUAAAUUUGUCUCGCUGGUAGUAAUUUAAGGUGAAAGGUGCUAUGGAGCAAAGGUCAGUGGUUUCUGAAAAGUAAAUAGAUGGAUAGAUUAAUGAUUUUGUGCAAAGUUGGGGGUAAAAGUGCUUUCAUGGAGUAAAGUUCAGACUUUUGUUGAAAAAUAUAAAUCUUUGGAUGUUUCUUUUACCUGAUAAAUUGAAGAAAAAAAAUCCGCCUUUAACUUCUCAAAAGGGUAGCUCCUUGGGAUAAGACAAAUGCUAAACGAUCAUAUGAGGCUUAUCAGUUUUUUUUCUUAAUUCUUGCGAUAACAUUUGACUUAAUACAUACGCAAUGUUUGCUUGAUCAAAUAAAAGUGUCUCAUAAAAAAGGAGAUAUGCACGCUUGCACAAUUUGCCAUAAUGUCCCUUGAAGACAAAUUGCAAAUGGAAUAGGUCAAGCUAUUUUUUUUGUUUGAGUUAAUAGUUCUCCUCCCAAACCCGUGAGCACCCUGAAAUAUGACAUGAAAUCUUGUUCGGGCUCAAUCCUUUGAGUUACUUAAUUAGUUUAACUUAAGUGCCCAAAGGAAUAGAAUGGUUCACUAUCAACUAUAAGUGCCAAGAUGGACUGGAAGUAAAAAAUGUAAUACAGUACUGAUAAGAAGGAAAAAAAGUCGUCAAGUAGCACCUUGCGGAUGGCUAUAUGCUGCCGAGUCCCACAAUGGUUGCACAGGGCUUCAAUGUAGAUUUAAAUAAAGCACUUGUAUUCCAGGUUGGCCACCUUGGAGAAGCUUACCAAGAGUGGAUUCACCAGCCCAUUGUCAGCAAGGAAGGUCCGCGAUUUUUCGAAAGUGAUUUUUGGGAGUUUCUGACUCGCACAGUUUGGUGGGCAAUUCCAACCAUAUGGCUUCCAGUUGUAUGCUAUAGUAUCUUCACGUCUAUCCGUAUGGGUCAUACUGUCCCGGAGGUGGCAUUGAUGGUGGCUUUUGGCAUUUUCAUCUGGACACUGAUGGAAUACACUCUUCAUCGUUUUCUUUUCCACAUUAAUACGACGAGCUAUUGGGGAAACACUGCUCAUUAUCUUCUUCAUGGCUGUCAUCAUAAGCAUCCCAUGGAUGGUCUACGGCUUGUUUUUCCACCUGCUGCAACGGCUGUUCUUUGCAUACCUUUCUGGAACUUGAUCAAAUUGCUGGCGACUCCCUCUACUGCUCCUGCUUUGUUUGGAGGCGGUCUAUUGGGCUACGUUAUGUAUGAUGUAACCCACUACUACUUACAUCACGGACAACCGACAAAUGAAGUGCCUAAAAGUCUUAAGAAAUAUCACUUGAAUCAUCAUUUUCGUAUCCAGAACAAAGGUUUUGGCAUUACCUCCUCUUUCUGGGACAAGGUAUUUGGAACGCUACCACAUUCAACAUCAGCCAAGAACAUAUGAUUCCUUUUGGGGAGGAGAAUUACAGUACUAAGUGCUAUCUAUUAGAAGGGUUUAGAAUUUUAUUCUUUGAAAUCUAGUUCCAUUUUUUCAUCUGCCAUUAUGUUCAUGUCACACUUUAAUCGGCAAAUUUGCAUCUCAGCCUUGUGACAACUUGUGUAAGGGUUACAUAACCUUGCUGCAAAAUAUUGUGUUCAUCAGUCCAUCCAGGUUGUAUUUAUCUUCAUCAUUAGGCGGUAUAUUGACCAAUUAUUGUAUCUUUUACAAGUUUGGCAAUUGGAAAAAUCUGGUUAAUGCAUAGCAAUUUUUUUCCCGGUGAA